UGCAGUAGGACCUAAACAGUGACAGAUGGCGUGGUAGCAACGUACGUAGAAAUGAGAAAAGUUUUAUUCAUCUCACAUUGAUAUAAGAUAAAAUUUAAUAACAGGACAAGGUAAGGUUCACUGACACUACCAUCAGGAUAUCUCGGAGUAAGCCCUCUUACUAAAAUGGACGCCCUGCAGAGGAGAGUGAUUCAGGAGGACAUGGUCCAAUACAAACUCUUCUUGAUCCAGCCAGACGGUUCAUCUUCACAGCAAACUGAGGAACAUCUCUCUCAACUUGUAGAGGAGAUUUUGGCAAAGGUCGCCCCACUCUUGAUCCAAUACAUCUGGCAGCAUCAGCCGUUCAACCUCAAGUAUCAUCCUGAGAAAGGAAGUGUCCCUGCUCACAUUGGAGGUAGCACUCAGUUUGGUGACAAUGUGGAGGAUGAGUGGUUUAUCGUUUACCUCCUGCAGCAAAUCACAGAGGCCUUCCCAGAUCUCGCAGCCAGAGUUGAGGACAAUGAUGGGGAGUUUCUUCUGAUUGAAGCAGCAGAUUAUCUUCCCAAGUGGCUGAAUCCAGACACCAGUGAACUGAGGAUCUUCCUCUAUAGGGGAGAACUGCAUAUCCUGCCCUGCCCCUCCAAAUCCAGUCCAGUAGGCAUAGCAAAGGAUGUCGUACCCAGUGUGGCACAAGCUCUUGCACUGCUCUCCACCCACCCAGACGCCUGUCGGGCAAGUCCCAAGAUCUGUUCAGUCCUAAGGAAACGACUUGAGGGGUAUCCAAAGAAGAUUGAAACAGGUCUCCACCGUGCCCACUGCUUCAUACCUGCAGGUAUUGCCAAGUUGUUGGCACAGCGACCAGACCUAAUCGCCCCUGCAGUGUCAGCUUUCUACCUGCGGGAUCCAGUAGAUCUGCAGGCGUGCCGAAGCUUCAAGACCUUUCCUCCUGAUACAAGAGUUCUCACCUCGGUGACAUUCACCCGUUGCCUGUAUGCCCAGCUGCAGCAGCAACAGUUCACCCCAGACCGGAGGAGCGGCUUCACGUUGCCUCCUCUCUCUCAUCCCCAGUACAAAGCUCAUGAGCUUGGCAUGAAACUGGCACAUGGCUUUGAGAUCCUGUGCUCUAAGUGCAGGCUGCCGUCAUCAGAGCCUGAUGCCCCCAUCAGUUGUAACCCUCAGUGGAAAGGCUUCAUGGACAGUCUGAAAAGGAACGGCUACUUCCGGGGAGAGCUGGAGGGUUCGGCUCGUUUCAGCGAACUGACAAGAUCUGCAGAAAACUUCUUCAAGCAGUCUGUGACCUCAAAAUCGAGUGCUUUGUCCCCAGGUGAGGAGGUUCUCCAGCUGCUGCACAGCUGCAGUUCCUUCAACAUAGAGGAGCUGAAGAAACAAGAGUCACAGCUCCCCCAAGAGGACAGUGACAGUUGGCUGGAUAUCACAGCUCAGGAUUUGGAGCGUAUGUUGCAGGAAAGGAGUGGGGGGAGGGCUGAUGUUGGAAGCCAAAACUCCAGUUCCACCAAACAGACGCAGCGUGUCACGGGUGCAGAGGAGAGGAGAAGGGAGACGGAGGAUGACAAGGAGGAAGAGGAGGCCGGUUACAGCCUGGUAGCAGUCAGUCAGGGGAUGAAGAACUUCCUCAGCGCCAUGUCGUCGCAUGAGGGUGCUGAACUGCCCUGGAGCAGCUCAUCUCAGCCUUUUAGUUUCGAGCCUGUGUCCAUGGCCAACGCACUGGACAGACUGCUGGGAAGUAAAGACGAAGAGCUAGAUUCAGACGAUCUAGGUGAUGAUGAUGAUGAUGAGGAUGAGGAUGAGGAUGAAGAGGAAGAAGAGAAAGAAGAGGUGUCUUCUGGCCAUGUAGAGAUGAACGGGUCGGAAACCUUGGACAGUCUGAGACAAUACAUGGACCAAAUGGAUCUGGAGCUGAUGAGCACUAACAUAGGAAAAAGCUUCAAUCAAACUAAUUACAGCAAAGCAGACUUGGACAGUGGCUCUACUCAUCCCUCUGCCACGGGCAGUCCCCCAAGGGAGGGAGGGGUGGAGGACACAGAGGAGGAGAUCCAGCCUCUUGACGUGGACUUCAACCUGGUCACAAACCUGCUGGAGUCCCUCAGCUGCCAGGACGGGUUGGCCGGACCGGCCUCCAACCUGCUGCAGAGCCUCGGCUUACACCUACCGCCCAACUCUGAUUCCUCAUGACAAUUCCUCAUCUCCCUUCAGAAUGAAAGGUAAUAAAUAACACCCAACAAGGAGCAGCACCGACAGCUGUUAGCAGAGUGCCUUCAUUACAUUGACGGUACUUCUGUUGCCGAAGAUCUCAUCUGUGUUAAGUUUGUUCUGUGGAGUUUUCAUUGUAACCAAAUGUGGCUUUGUUUAGAUUCACUCAUUGUGUUCACUAUAAAACUGUGUUCUUUAGGACUAACAGACACACUUGUAAUACACAUUUGUAAAAAUCUUUUUAAAUGUUUUGAAACCCGAAUUGUUUGCUGUACAAAAGGACAAGGAAGCUCUUGUAUGUCAAUUAAAUGUACACAUAACACACCAUAAUAACAAUAGAAUUAUUUAUAGGAUUUUACAAAAUGUUUUGAUAGCUCUGUUCGGUUUGUAUAAGUGAGCAAAUUUUGCUCAAAACAUACAUUUCCAAUUGAUGUCCACAUCAAUUAUCUAUGAUGGGGUCAUAAUUAUGGCAAUGUAAAAAGUAAAGCAUCUAAUCUCAGUUUUGGUUGCAAUGUACAUAUAGAUAUUCAUGUCUGUGUUACCGUGACUUGUUUUUUCUCUUUUCAUGUUACUUAAUCGUGGAAACCAACUCUCCCUCACAGUCUAGUCUCUGAAAUCCAUGUUUGUUUGAAGGGACAAUAAACUAGACAGAGAAAUAUUCUACAGCAAAUUCUGAUGUACUAUUUUGAUCAAGUUUACAGGGGAUUUUAACACAUGCUGCUAAUGUUGGGAUUGAUGUCUCAGUGGUGGUUUUCAACAGCACUUGCAUUCAGUUGCGAGAAACAGAAUAAAUAUUUUUGCAAAUAAACUUA
Molecule: messenger RNA, 3002 nt
Organism: Seriola aureovittata
Lineage: Eukaryota; Metazoa; Chordata; Actinopteri; Carangiformes; Carangidae
Gene: ecd
Product: ecdysoneless homolog (Drosophila)
Exons: 13
Coding region: 166-2172 (668 amino acids)
Cellular component (GO): nucleus
Source: RefSeq, a predicted model, not a curated record